CUCGCGCACUUACGCAUGCGCGCUUUGAGUGCGUGCGCGUGGGGCGGAGAAAGAAAGAUGGCGGCGCUUGGACUCCCCACGCCACUGCAUGGGCACGUGGGCCGCGGCGCCUUCAGCGACGUGUACGAGCCCGCGGAGGACACGUUCCUGCUGCUGGACGCACUCGAGGCGGCGGCGGCCGAGUUCACGGGAGUGGAAAUAUGCCUUGAAGUAGGAUCAGGGUCUGGAGUGGUAUCUGCAUUCCUAGCCUCUAUGAUAGGUCCUCAAGCCUUGUACAUGUGCACUGAUAUCAACCCUGAGGCAGCAGCCUGCACCCUGGAGACAGCCCGCUGUAACAGUGUCCACAUUCAACCAGUAAUUACAGAUUUGGUCAAAGGCUUGCUACCAAGAUUGAAGGGAAACGUUGAUCUUUUGGUGUUUAAUCCUCCCUAUGUAGUGACUCCACCUGAAGAGGUAGGAAGUCACGGAAUAGAGGCAGCCUGGGCUGGUGGCAGAAAUGGUCGAGAAGUCAUGGACAGGUUCUUUCCGCUGGUUCCAGAUCUCCUUUCACCAAGAGGAUUAUUCUAUUUAGUUACCAUUAAAGAAAACAAUCCAGAAGAAAUUCUGAAAACAAUGAAGACGAAAGGUCUACAAGGGACCACUGCACUUUCCAGGCAAGCAGGCCAAGAGCUCCUUUCUAUCCUCAAGUUCACAAGGUCCUCACAUACAGGGGGUGCUCCUUGAAGCUGAAUGCUUUCCGC
Equus quagga is the source of this 740-nucleotide messenger RNA. RefSeq names its product methyltransferase N6AMT1. Gene Ontology annotation, cellular component: eRF1 methyltransferase complex. The record is from RefSeq and is a predicted model, not a curated record. Gene Ontology annotation, biological process: methylation. Gene Ontology annotation, molecular function: protein methyltransferase activity; nucleic acid binding; S-adenosylmethionine-dependent methyltransferase activity. The transcript has 6 exons. Bases 16 to 723 code for a protein of 235 amino acids. Lineage: Eukaryota; Metazoa; Chordata; Mammalia; Perissodactyla; Equidae.